This is a messenger RNA of Anoplophora glabripennis (Asian longhorned beetle), 939 nucleotides long. RefSeq lists its product as uncharacterized. Gene Ontology annotation, biological process: sensory perception of taste. Bases 1 to 939 code for a protein of 312 amino acids. Gene Ontology annotation, cellular component: membrane. The transcript is spliced from 2 exons. NCBI's taxonomy places the organism in Eukaryota, Metazoa, Arthropoda, Insecta, Coleoptera, Cerambycidae. The record is from RefSeq and is a predicted model, not a curated record.
AUGUGCACGAACACCUUAGACGCGGUGUCUUGCCUCUAUCCCACCUAUAUUUACUCUCUACUUAUGGGAUUCGCUCCUUUCAAGAUAGAGAGGAAGGGUCCUUUCGUCGAAAUUAAGCAUUGCAAGCUUUAUCACGUACUAUCCACUUUGUUCUACACGCUUUCCAUCUGCUUCUUGGUUUGGAUGGGCUACACCAAAAUGGGUUACUACCAUCUCCAAAGUCCAAUGCAGAGAUUUAUCAAUUUCUUGUAUCUGUUAUUGGUGGCGGGACUGAUGUCUGUCAACGUAUUGUUUAACAAGCUCCAUACCACCUCGCUUGUAACACUGUGGAGGAAAAUGUACCACAUAGACACCUUGAUAAGAACCAGAGGAAUCAAACUGAAGUACAGAAGGCUCAUGUACUCCACCUCGACAUUUUGUAUCGUAGCAGCAACUCUGCACACUUGCUACAUCAUAUUCCUCGUUUCCAUCCAAAAUUACAAAGACCCUUUGUUCAGCGGUAGUGUGUACUUUGCCCUUAACUUCGCAGUGACGGGUUUCGCGUGCGUUUCUUGUUCUUUCCACGCUUUCUUCCUGCUUAUUGGUCAUAUGUUUGAAAAAAUCCUUGAAUAUAUGGAGCAUCGUGUACUUAGAAGUUUCCUGUUAGACUCUGACUCUAAGUCCAAGUCUAUAAUUGAUACGGCUGUUCUACAUCAAGAGCUUUGCCAGCUAGUGAGACAUGCCAAUGAUGUGAUGUCGGUGCAGAUGUUGGCUUCCUUCGCUGUUACCUUUUCGGUAGUCACCCUGCAGAUCUACAGCAUGGUUAAUGCCUUUAACAUAAAAAAGGUCGACUACAGCUUCUUGUUAUCUUCUUUGUUUUGUGUGAUAAUUUUGCUACAGGAGAAGCUAAUCCUCAGUCUGGUGUCUCGUAGAUGUAUGGGAAUGGUAAGCAAAGAUUAA